Capsicum annuum is the source of this 1227-nucleotide messenger RNA. Its product is annotated as probable pectinesterase 68. The transcript is spliced from 5 exons. Gene Ontology annotation, molecular function: pectinesterase activity. Bases 71 to 1102 code for a protein of 343 amino acids. The record is from RefSeq and is a predicted model, not a curated record. Lineage: Eukaryota; Viridiplantae; Streptophyta; Magnoliopsida; Solanales; Solanaceae. Gene Ontology annotation, biological process: cell wall modification.
AGUUCCAUAAACAUUCUCUUUCAGCUCAUCAAAUUCUCUCUCAAUUAUUAAAUACUCUUACUUUAAUUUAAUGGCUAUUUUCAUUAAUUUUUAUUUAAUUUUCACUAUUUUCUUCCUGAAUUACUUGUUUUUUCAUGCAGAUUCAGCUAACAUUACUAGCAAAAAAUGCGUCGGGCCGAUCGGCACCCGCCAUAUCUCCGUUAACGUUCAUGGUUUUGGAGAUUACCAGUCAGUUCAAGAUGCAGUGGAUUCAAUUCCUCAAAACAAUAAUAUGAAUGUCAUUAUUGACAUUUGCCCUGGUUAUUACAUUGAGAAAGUGGUGGUGCCAGUAACAAAACCAUACAUAACGUUUCAAGGAGCUGGGAGGGACGUUACGGUAAUAGAAUGGCAUGAUAGAGCAAGUGACAAAGGAGCUAAUGGACAACAGCUACGUACAUACCAAACAGCAUCUGUUACAGUUUAUGCUAGUUAUUUCUCAGCCAGAAAUAUUAGCUUCAAAAACACAGCACCAGCACCAUUACCAGGGAUGCAAGGAUGGCAAGCAGUGGCAUUUCGGAUCUCCGGCGACAAGGCCUAUUUCUCCGGGUGUGGAUUCUACGGUGCACAAGACACUCUCUGUGACGACGCCGGCCGCCAUUACUUCAAAGAAUGUUACAUUGAGGGUUCUAUUGACUUCAUUUUUGGCAACGGUCGCUCUAUGUAUAAGGCCUGUGAGUUACAUUCAAUAGCCACAAGAUUUGGGUCCAUAGCAGCCCAAGAUAGAAGAUCUUCGGAUGAGAAGACUGGAUUUGCAUUCUUGGGCUGCCGAGUUACAGGUUCUGGCCCACUUUAUGUGGGCCGUGCAAUGGGCCAGUAUUCCAGAAUUGUCUAUUCAUACACCUACUUUGAUGAUGUUGUGGCCCAUGGUGGUUGGGAUGAUUGGGACCAUGUUAGCAACAAGAACAAGACUGCAUUUUUUGGAGUAUACAAAUGUUCAGGCCCAGGAGCAGCAGCUGUAAAGGGCCUAUCGUGGGCCCGUGAACUGAAUUAUGACACGGCUCAUAAGUUUCUUGCCAAGAGCUUUGUUAAUGGACGCCAUUGGAUUGCCCCCUCAGAUGCUUAAAACAUUUUUACGAAUAUUUUUUUGUUAAUUAAUUAAUUCUUUAAUUCCAUUCAUUUUGUUCAUAAUAAUAAUAAAAUGAUUGUAAUUAUAGUAAUAUAUUUAUAUUUUUAUUCUUGGAGGUUCAA